UUGCUUAGCUAAGCAAUAAUUAGAUUUUUUUGAUCACUGCAGAAGACAUGGAGAGGAAGUUUGCAGUGGUGCAGUGGAGUGAAGGGGAGGAUUCCGGGAAGCUCAGCGAAGUAAAAACGGAUAACAUACGGGGGUAUGAUGAUUCCAAGAUGGACCAACAUGGGAAUCCCAUUUCCACCUACUCAGCCAUUAUCGAAUGGCGCCAUGGGAAGAAACAGCGAGGAGGGUGGCCUCACUACAGGGGCACUGUAAUUUUUGUCAGUGCUUCUCGUUUUGAGGCAACCCAUAAACUUGAUGCACUGCUGAAGGAAAAUGAACCUGCAGACCUGACCAAGAAGGCAUCAGUCCACCCUCAAAGAUAUCAGGAUGAUUCAGAUGACUCAGAUCCAGAUGAUACUCAGAUUCUGACUCAGUCAUUGCCAGUCAAGUUAACAUCAAUUUACUUUUAACUAUUUCGUGGUGACCAUAUUUUUCAGUGGUAGGGGUGUAACGAUACACAAAAUUCAUGGUUUGGUAUGUACCUCGAAUACAUGUACCGUAACACCCCUAUUCAGUGGUAUCAUGUAAACAGAAUGUUUAAGUGGUGGGCACUACUGUAUUAUAGCCGCCACUAUCUAGCAUUAAAAAAAACAUAUAUGAGGAUUCUUGAUUCUUGAUACUGAAUCUGUUGUCUGUACACUUCAACUGCUCAACUCCACCAUCAUCUGUGUCUUUGUUUUCUGUCAGUUGUUCUAUGUCCAUGUCUAUUCUUUUUUUCUCUGUAUACCCAGAAGUCAAAGGCUCUCACAAGGAAAGACCCUGCAGAGCAAUUCCUUGAGAUGUACAGUGAUUCACCGCAUUCUUCAAGUGAUAAAAGUCUGAGAAAGACAGUGGUUGAACUAAUGCGGGAGAUCCAAGACCUGAGAGAAGAGAACAUGAAAUUGAAGGAGUUGGUUGUCCAAGAUGUGCCAGACCUCCUACAGACCAUGAAGAAUAUUAUUGAUUUGGCUGAACCUCUUGAGAGAUCCAGUUCAGAGCUUACCACACCACCACUGCCCCCCCAAAGUUCUCCGCAGUCCAGGCCCGGUUCAUCAUUUGCUGAUUCACCGCUGUCUCUCCCCAAAUCUGCACCGUCGCGCUCCACAUCAGAGUCUGCUUUUCCAGCAAAAAGGGACUCCCCGUCGUCGAAGGUGGAGAUCCAUCCUGGGACUGGAGUCAUGGUAGAAAAACUGCCGUGGGCCUAUGCCGUUAAUGCAAAUUCGGCCACAGUAUUUGUGAGGCAUCUGCUCACGGCAGUCUUCCCAGUGGAGAUACUGCUGGUGAGCAAUCUUCGAGGAGGGAAACGAGGCAGAGGAGAUACUCGUCUACCUCUGGACAAAAAUAAAUUGGAUGCCAUCUACAGUGCAACUCUUGAGAGGUGGCCAGGGACCCAACCCUCCAGCAUUGGAAUCACAAUAAAUGCCAAGAUUACAGAGUUCCGUGCCAAUAGUAAAGCAUCCCCUUAAAUUGAGCUUUGUUGCUGUUUGUUGUGUAAUUUCAGUUGUUGAAAACAAACACACUGUUCAAUGUGAAAUUAUUUUUG
Epinephelus lanceolatus (giant grouper) is the source of this 1561-nucleotide messenger RNA. Lineage: Eukaryota; Metazoa; Chordata; Actinopteri; Perciformes; Serranidae. The record is from RefSeq and is a predicted model, not a curated record.